Pseudogymnoascus destructans is the source of this 696-nucleotide messenger RNA. RefSeq lists its product as uncharacterized. Gene Ontology annotation, cellular component: cytoplasm. The record is from RefSeq and is a predicted model, not a curated record. Gene Ontology annotation, molecular function: carbonate dehydratase activity; zinc ion binding. Gene Ontology annotation, biological process: carbon utilization; cellular response to carbon dioxide; cellular response to oxidative stress. NCBI's taxonomy places the organism in Eukaryota, Fungi, Ascomycota, Leotiomycetes, Thelebolales, Thelebolaceae. The transcript has 2 exons. The coding region runs from base 1 to 696 and encodes 231 amino acids.
AUGCUUCCCACAGCCGACCCCUUCUCCCACGCGCUCUCCUCCAACGCCUCCUGGGCCUCCUACAAAACGCAUCAGAACCCGGCCUUCUUCCCAACGCUCGCGACCGGGCAGACGCCCACGAUCCUCUGGCUCGGCUGCUCCGAUUCGCGCAUCCCUGAGACCACGGUUCUUGGUCUGCAGCCGGGUGACGUCUUCGUCCACCGCAACAUCGCCAACAUCGUCAGUCCGACUGAUAUCAAUUCCAGCGCAGUCAUCGAGUAUGCGGUCGACCACCUGAAGGUCCAGCAUAUUGUGCUGUGCGGACACACGAGCUGUGGCGGUGCUGGCGCGGCGCUGGGAGAUAGUCGCGUUGGUGGAGUGCUGGAUACAUGGCUCACACCGCUGAAGAAGCUGAGGCGCGAGAACAAGAAUGAACUAGAGGCGAUUACUGAUCAGGGCGCGAGGGCUGCUAGGUUAGCGGAGCUGAAUGUCGCGGCGGGCGUGGAGACGCUGUUGAGCAAUGUUGUUGUUGAAGAUGCGGUGAACAAGCGCGGGUUGCUUGUUCACGGUGUACUGUUUGAUAUUGGGAGUGGAAAACUGAGGGAUCUGGGAGUGGGUAAUUCGAAGGCAUACUUUGUGGAGAGUGAGAGGAUUGUCAGGGGUAACCAUGGGAUGUUGGUCUUUGGAGGCGAGGGCUCUACGUUGGCGACGCGGUGA